CUCACGGGACCUGUCCCUCAACCGAAAUAUCGUCCCGCGAAAAUCCCCUCGUUAUGUCUCUCUCGAUUUUCACUCGCGUCUAACUCCCGCUGAUGUCAUCAACACCCCGGGAUGAGAGCGUCAGUCAGAAUUAAUACUUUGUUGUCGGUAUUUUUUUCGAACGGGCUUUUUUAUUUUUCACGAGGACUUGGACCCGAAUAUUCAUAGAGAGGUAACUCGUGGACGGGAGUUUCAGGGAUUCAUGAUUUUGUAACAAUUUGUUUUCUGCUGUUAUUCAACGUUGAAUGAUUGAUGAUGAUUCCGAGUGAUGACGGGGCGAGAUGAGGGCUUGAAUAUUUUAUGCGAAUGCUGAAACGGGAACACGAGUUUCGAGUAUUUCUGAGUGUCUUCUGUUGUUUUUGGUUGUGUUGACUAGCUUCAUCAAUUGAAUGAUUAUUCAGCCGUUGGAGACAAGCAAUUGAAAACUGAACGACAUGCUGAUUAGUAGCGCCGUUAAUUCUAGUCUGGAGCCACCAGCCAUAAAUUCUCCGGACGAUGAAGACGUGAUACCGAAGGAUAGCGCCCAUUAAUGGAGAUAGCCGUGGAUUUUCAGGCGGAAAAUAUCCCGAAACAUUGAUUUCAAUAAGAACGCUGAGGAGGAGGAUGGCAGAGCUCGAGACGCUGGAUAGCACUGAGUGCUUGGAGUGCUCAGGGCCGCCGCCCGUUUUUCGGCUGCCACCACCACCUCGGCCACCCUUUCUCACUGAGGGCACUUUCUGCUCGGAGGCACCCCUCGCUGAGCUCGAGGACUGCGUUGCCAUUCCCAUGAUUGAUGCAUCCUAUCACACUAAUCCGUCGCUCCAGAAUACUGCCCUCAUCAUCACGUGCGCCGUUGUUUUACUGCUAAUGGCAGCCAUUGUCUCGGUUGUAUUUUGGAAACACAAGAGAAAAGUCCAGGGUUUGCUUCCCUGCAAGAGUGCCGCGGCGGCGGCGGCAGCAGCGGCGGCAAAUCGUCGCACCCUGGGGGACGGUCACACGCUGCAAGGCACGACGACAACAGCGGGGAGCGGUCUCCUCUACGAGGAUUUACCCGAGACAACGCCGCACCCCCAGCUGCACAAUCACUUAUCAGUGCACAGCGGUCCACCGACAAUAGAGAUGCUCGAUGUGAAAGAGGGUGGCCGAGGUCUAUUCGUAUGUAGCAGUCCUGGACCCGAUCCAUACAUAUCCCAGGACCUCUACAAUCCCGUGUACGAAGAGCUGAACAAUGGGGAUCACGAUACAGACGAGGAGAGUGAAUUAAAUGCACGCAAUCGGCUGAAUCAUUAUCACCAUAACCACUCACGUCAUCACGUAUCGUCAUCAAAACCCGUGAGUGAGGAUGAAUUUGCUGAGGACGAGUUGUCACUUGGCGAGCCGUCAGAAUCAAAAAUGCUCACCUCAACCCGCCCCAUGUGGAGUACCUGUCCAACGUCUUCGCGUUUAUCACGGGAGCGUCGGGGAAAGAGCCCUAAAAGCUUAGACAGACGUAGAAAGGAUAAAGGAAACGAUGUUGGGGAGUUUCAUGAGGGUAUGCUGCUCGACGCACUACUCCAACUGUAUCCCAACGUUGCGGGUGUAGCUGGAUCCCGAACGAGCACCACUCAACGCCAGAAAUCCGUCCCAUCGGUGGCCCACAAACUGCCGUACUUUGUGCCGCAAAUACCGGUGACCCAGUCAGUAAGAGUAGACGAGAAUCCGUACGAGAGUGUACCAGUUCUAGGACCACUCCACCACUACACAAAUCAAACUAAACCAAACAAUAAAGACAAAUCACGUUCGGCAAAUUGCACCCGCGAGCGUUAUCCAAAAUGUUCGCAAUACGGCUCCGAGUACUUUGACCUACGCAAUCAGGACAAUACACCGCCAAUCUACACCCAAGUUGACGGUGACUACUCGGAUUCUUACGCCCAACCGGCCGACAGAAUCUACAGCGAUGACAAAUACGAACAGCCAGUUUACUACAUGUCACGCAAUAACGAUCAGAUGACGUCUGGACGCCUGUACCAGGGAUUACCGGACAGUAGUUUUGGCAGUGACAGUGGGUACAGCCAUCACACGUCCGGCACAACAGGCACCAAUGGAACAAGAAGCAGUAUUACAAAUAUCAACUACAAUCGCAAGGAGAAGCACAGAAAUUCCCAUCAUUCGCAUCAUUCCGCCGACUUCAUCUUGUCGUAAUACUAGUCAUUGUCAGUGAGUCGCAGCAGCGAGUGAGAGUGAAGCUAUAUCCACGCCGGGGCGAGAGAGUGAUUGCUACGUACGAUUUUUUUCUAGUGAGUUAUAGGUAUACGAGACUAUUUAACAAAUUAAAAUUUAUUGGAAAUUGUGGAGAGGCUCAGGUUUGUGCACCAAAGGUUUUUGAAUUGUAACUGAGUCAUUACGCGAGUCGUUCAUUAUGGAAAAGUAGGGUCUAGGGGGCCGGCAGAGGCUGUUCAUUGUGUACGAAUAGGUACACUUAGGGUUAUUUCAAUUAAGGGAGUUUUUCAUGGGGAAAUGUGAAUGCAUUGAGUGAGAGAAAGUGUCAUCAGUCCUGUACAGACACUAAUCGUACAUUAAACAUAGUGUAAAUUAAUUAUUUAUGGAAUUAGGGGCGCUGCGUUGUAUAUAACGAAGAUUGUAGAGAAAUUGUAUCAUACGCGUUGUAGAGUACUUAAUCGAAACAUAUUCAAAGAAAAUAUUAAUAUAUGAUUUUUAAAUUUUAAUAUAAUGAGACGAUCAAUGAUUGAUUAAUAGCGGUAGUUUCUUGAAUGAAAAUUUGUGAUUGUGGUGAUGAAUUUGUUCGAAGACACUUUCAUUUCCGUGAAAAUUCUAUUAAUAUCACGUGUUUAACGUCGGCGAGACGAGAGGAGUGAAUUAUGAUACAAUCAGUGAGUGGAUGGGAUUGUGUAUGAGUGAGUUUGUAAGACGAAACUAAAGAAAACGCUUUUUUACAUUUUUUGCGUCCAUACUGUUAGAGUGUGAGGAAGAAAGAAUAAUUUAUACGUUAACAUCAAAUGUAUCCGAGUAGAGAGUAAUAUAUUUAGUAUCAUUGAAGGAAAUAACGAGUGAGAGAAGAGGCUGAUUGUUUUUGUUAUGACUAUUGUUCUCAAUACCUUGGAUUGUCCCAUUAAUUUUUACUCAGAAUCAAAUCAUAAAAUUAGACGAGUAAUCACUAGAGUACCUUAAUAGGAAUAAAUUAUAGAGUGAAACAAUCAUGAAAUAGAAAACGUGAAAAAUCCAUUCUACGAAUAUUUAAUUUUGUGGAUAACUCAAUGAGCAAUAGAGCCAAAAAUUGUGAAUAUGAAUGCUAUGAGCAGACAAUUGAAAUAAAAGACACGAUGUGAAAUCAUUUGUACGUGAAAAAGGUAAUGUCAGUGCUCACAGAACAGGGUAAAUAGUGUUUAACAUCUGUAUUUAAACCCCUCCCCUCGAUAACUCUCAAGGAGUGAUGAACCAUCAAUUUUUCCAUUUCAGUUGUUUCCCGUUUUAUCGUGUCAUUAGCUCCUAACAGAAUUACUAUCACUUUCGUAAUAAUAAACUAUUUAAUAUUCAA
This is a messenger RNA of Diachasma alloeum, 3553 nucleotides long. RefSeq lists its product as uncharacterized. The record is from RefSeq and is a predicted model, not a curated record. The transcript is spliced from 8 exons. Lineage: Eukaryota; Metazoa; Arthropoda; Insecta; Hymenoptera; Braconidae. Bases 643 to 2199 code for a protein of 518 amino acids.